Messenger RNA from Styela clava, 1965 nucleotides. Its product is annotated as homeobox protein OTX2-like. Gene Ontology annotation, molecular function: RNA polymerase II cis-regulatory region sequence-specific DNA binding; DNA-binding transcription factor activity, RNA polymerase II-specific. Gene Ontology annotation, cellular component: nucleus. The record is from RefSeq and is a predicted model, not a curated record. Lineage: Eukaryota; Metazoa; Chordata; Ascidiacea; Stolidobranchia; Styelidae. Gene Ontology annotation, biological process: regulation of transcription by RNA polymerase II.
AUAUUAUUACAUAUUAACACUAGCUUUAUUGCAACCAUUCAAUUAUAUAAGAUUUCUGUGUCUUCAUUGGGAAUUCAAUUUCAAGAGUUAGCUACAAGAUUUUCUUCACCCAAGUUAAAAGAAUAAUCUUAUUACAAAACCAAGAAAUUUGGUGAAAUUGAAUAUCAUUCAAUCAACAAUAAUACGACUACAACAAUGUCUUACUUGAAAUCACCACACUACGCCAUGAACGGACUUGGACUCGGUCAUGAUAUGAAUUUAAUUCAUCCUGGAGUUGCUUAUCAGGAUCCAGCAGCAUGCUAUUUCCAAAGACUCCAAGUUCAUCAGGGCCACAAAAAUAUGGGACCGUUCGGGGCUCCUCCUGUAUACAGUACAUCAAGAAAACAGAGAAGAGAGCGAACUACAUUUACACGUGCCCAACUUGAUGUGUUAGAAGCUCUUUUCGCCAAAACACGUUAUCCAGACAUUUUCAUGCGAGAAGAAGUUGCUCUUAAAAUUAAUCUACCAGAAUCUCGUGUUCAGGUAUGGUUCAAAAAUCGCCGAGCAAAAUGCAGGCAGCAGCAACAGCAACAACAACAAAAACAGGGCAGUAAGUCCAAUAGUAAUACCGGAUCCAACUCCAACAAUAAUAGCAGCUCCAACUCGUCAACGAAAAAGAAAAGUCCGCCUACAACUCCAACUACUGGUAGUGAAUCAGAGCAGUCUUCCCAUAACCCAACAAGCGUCAGUCCACCAUUUCAACAACCUCUACAACAAUCGAAGAACUCGCCUUCACCAGUUGCAUCACCUACUGAUCCAUUGAACCAUAUCGCUCCUCCUCAAGGACAAUUAUCGGGACUGCCACCCACAGCUGCCAACGCUCAUGCUAACACCGGAAACGUCAAUAAUAUAUGGAGUCCAGCUCCACUCUCACCAGGAGCAAGCAGCGAUGGUACUGGUGGACAUGGAGGAUCAAUGUCGUCAUUGGCUGGUGUAGCACCCCCGGCUUCCAGCUCAUCUUGUAUGUCAAUUAGUCCAUAUGUUGGAAACGCCCACUCGCCUUACGGAUUGUCUAGCAACACACAGGUAACUUCAACUGGAUAUUCACAGGCUUACCAACCACAAUCGUAUUUUGGUACAAUGGAGGCGUCUUAUCUUCCGUCAAUGCAGUUUCCGUCUGCAGGGCAUAGUGUUAGUGCUGCAUCCAUGGCAUCUCAGCACCACGCUGCAAAUUUGCACCACUCGGCUCAUAUGCACUCAGGACAUCACAACGGAACACAAGUAACAUCCCCACAUGCUCAAUUUAUGUCACAAAGCGCAUACGCUUAUCCUCAUCAUAGUUCAACAGCAGGAUUGAACGGAUACGGUAACGCGGCUGAUUGUGGAGACUACAGCAAAGAUCAAUCCAGUGCAUGGAAAUUUCAAGUGUUGUGAAGUUAGAAAUAACUAAAGCGGGCAUUAUGGUUAAUCCCGCAUCGUCUUGGCGUUACAGCGCGUGAAGAUGAAAAGCGCUCAGGGGCAGCCAGAACGCCAUCGAAAUAAUUCGCGCCAAGCAGGCUUAAACGCACAGCAGUAAAAGAUGUGGCUCACAAUCGCUAAACAACAAAAAAUUUAAUCCUUGUUCUGUUUGCGUCAAUAACUGAUCAAAUGUAAUGUCGGGUACAUUACAAAUUUAAAAAACAAUGCCCAUUGACUAUACUUAAUAUGACCAGUGUUCGAAAAAUUAUUCGUUAUUUUUAAUUUUUCCUGUUGCUACCAGUGGAUAACGUAUUUGUUACUACGCUUAUUUUACUUUUAUCUUUUUAUUAUGAUUACUUUUAUUUCAUUAUUCCUAUUAUUAUCAGUGGCAAAUUUUAGGCAUAGGCAUUGUUAUUACUAAUAAUAUACUUAAUGUUAAGUUUUCUCAUUUUUUGCAAAAUUGCGUUAUGAAGGUAUCUCAUCGUGCAUUGUGUAUGAAUAAAAACGUAGUAUUUGUGUGUAAAAAAA